AUGGCGCCGCCCAUUGAGAUCUCCAUCCCGACAACGUCUGCUGUUGCGGCGUCCGGCGGCGAAAAGGCCUACACACUCUACAACAUCACGCUCCGACUUCCCCUGCGGUCCUAUGUGUUCCAAAAACGGUACUCUGAGUUUGCAGCCCUCGAUGUCAACCUUACCAGCCUCGUCGGUGAAGCACCACCGUCACGACUCCCAGGGAAAUCCUGGUUCCGAUCGACCAUUGCCUCGCAGGAGCUCACCGAAGACCGCCGCGUCGGCCUCGAGGCCUACCUCCGCGCCAUCGCCGAAUCCCCCGACCGCCGGUGGCGCGACACCAGCGUCUGGCGCGCGUUCCUGAACCUGCCCAGCGCGAAUGGCGCCGGCUCGUCGUCGGCCAGCGGGCGUAGCAACCAGGGCAUCGUGCCGGCGAGGCGAGAGAACGGCACACCAGCAGCGUCCGCCGAGAGUCGCCUACCCACCAUUGGGCUGGCCGCAGCCAACGCGGCAGCGGCGAGCGACCCCGGCACUUGGAUCGACCUGCACAAGGAGAUGAAAGGCGCGCUCAAAGAGGCACGGGCCCAGCUGGCGCGGCGAGAUGCCGCGCUGACAGCAGGCAGUGGCAGCGGCAGCGGCGUGUCGUCGGGCGCCGCCGAGGCCGGUGCGGCGGCCAAGCGCGAGCUCGUCAAGACGGGGAGUCUGCUGACGGCACUCACGACGGGGCUCAAGACGCUCCAAGAAACAAAGCGGCUGGGCGAGGGCGAGCUGCGACGACGGCGGGACUUGCUGGCGGCGGCGCGCGUGGAGCGGGAUGGGCUGGAGACGCUGAGUGCGAGUCUCGCGAGUGCACGGCCCAAUUAUGGUGAAGGCGGCAGCGGCGGCCACGGUGGCAGCAUCGCCGGCUCGGGGGCGGCACCCAUUACAGGGGAUCGUGCCAUCCUCUUUGGAUCCGCCGCUGUGGGCGGUGGCAGCAAUGGCAACGGCCGCUCGUUUGGUGGCGGCCGCGUUCUGGGCGCGCCGCUACCCGAGACGGACCAGACCCGAGAGCUGAACAACGAUGAUGUUUUGCAGCUGCAAAAACAAAAAGUGGCCGACCAGGACGAAGAGGUCAAUGUGCUGGCCAAGAUAGUACAGAGGCAGCGGGAGCUGGGCCUGGCGAUCAAGGAGGAGGUCGACCUGCAGGCGCCGAUGCUGCAGCAACUAAACGACGACACGGACCGGGUGCAGGGUAAGAUGAAGGUGGCUAAAGACCGCAUCAAGCGGUUGAAUUGA
Messenger RNA from Sporothrix schenckii 1099-18, 1254 nucleotides. Its product is annotated as regulator of vacuolar morphogenesis. The transcript has a single exon. The record is from RefSeq and is a predicted model, not a curated record. NCBI's taxonomy places the organism in Eukaryota, Fungi, Ascomycota, Sordariomycetes, Ophiostomatales, Ophiostomataceae. Bases 1 to 1254 code for a protein of 417 amino acids. Gene Ontology annotation, molecular function: phosphatidylinositol binding.